Sphaeroforma arctica JP610 is the source of this 234-nucleotide messenger RNA. RefSeq lists its product as hypothetical. The record is from RefSeq and is a predicted model, not a curated record. The annotation marks the transcript as partial. Gene Ontology annotation, biological process: COPII-coated vesicle cargo loading; endoplasmic reticulum organization; intracellular protein transport. Gene Ontology annotation, molecular function: structural molecule activity. Gene Ontology annotation, cellular component: endoplasmic reticulum exit site; COPII vesicle coat. The transcript has a single exon. Lineage: Eukaryota; Ichthyosporea; Ichthyophonida.
AUGCAGCGCGAGCCCAAGUGGUUCAAGCGACCAGCCGGUGCCUUAUUUGGAUAUGGCGGGAAACUGGUCACCUUCAGCCGUACAGAUGGUGCCAAUGUGAAGGUUCUCAAGGUUACUACAGACACCGAUCUGGUGAGUAAAGCCACCAAUCUCAGCAACGCAAUGGCGCAGGGCAACUUUGUGGACUUCUGCCAGAACAAGGCCCUGGAGGCGAGUGCCGGGCAGAAUCGCGAG